Haliotis rufescens (red abalone) is the source of this 1940-nucleotide messenger RNA. RefSeq lists its product as uncharacterized. The coding region runs from base 130 to 1680 and encodes 516 amino acids. NCBI's taxonomy places the organism in Eukaryota, Metazoa, Mollusca, Gastropoda, Lepetellida, Haliotidae. The transcript has 3 exons. The record is from RefSeq and is a predicted model, not a curated record.
GUCAUCUUUAAUUAUGUUAAUGAAGGCCUUGGUUGUAUAAAUAGGGCUAUUGAUGGGAGCUACUUCACUCUGCCUCCGGUGAUCAAACGCGAACGCAGCAGACUUCUCCGGUUUUCAAGGAAACAAGCUAUGAAGUAUACCAUCCUAUUGCCUCUGUUACUGUUGAUGUCAGCGGAUCAUCUCCAUGGAUUUGACGAGCAUGAUGAAUGUUUACACGACAACAAGGAAUGGGUGAAAGUUCUAGAAACUGCCAAAGAUGGGGCCGUGGUUUCUGGAAGAAAAGAGGCUUUACAGGAGUCGGUAAAGCACGGCGCAAGGAUAAAAUUUGGCACUAACGAUUACUUUGCCGAAGUUGACAACUGUCGGAACAUAAACGGUGAUGUAUGCUGCCAGGCACUAAUGCAUAUCAGCAAAUCUGGAUGGAAUGCAUUUCAAGGAAAUGCCUAUUGGUGGAUGAGCAAUAUUUGCACGACAGGCAACUGGCACAUGAUCAGAUAUAAUGUCGGAAGCACCAACCUGUCUGAGUCACGGCUCACGUCUGCCUUUAAGUGGUUUGUUUUGAAAACGAACUACCAACAACCUGUUUACUCUACCUUUGCAAAUGGAACUUUUAAGUUGGGUAGUGUAGACACGCUUCUUUCAGCUGUUCUGCAAGGAAAGUCGAUUUCUGUGUCGCAACAGCAGAAUGUUGUAUUUCAUGUACAAAAUAUUGAGAUCUUCAACACAGGGUCUGAUGGGAAAGCCACGGUAAGCGCUGAACAUAUCUGGAGCGUCAGUCAGAGUGUCGCAGGAAACCAUCUGGAGUUUCAAGGCAAUGCCUACUGGUGGUUCUUGAUCCUCAACACAGCUGGUACUCGGGAUAUGUCCAGGUGGAGUGUGGGCUCUCACACACCAAGAGGCCAGUCUCGGGAUAAUGUGGACACUAACUGGUUUGUGGAUCCUUGUUGGGUUCCAGUUCAUACCUAUAGCGGUCUGGGCUCAGAUUCAUUGUGGACGAGGUACAUCCUGAAACUUCUCAUCGAAGCUGGACACAAUGUUCGUGUGAAGUUCGGUGAUACGAUCGUUGGAGCAGAGAGCAUACGGCUCACAGAGACGCACGUGGCAGUCCAAAGCAUAUCUGCAUUGGCUAGAGCUGACUCCAAAACGUUCGAAAGUGACUUGAACUGGGAGUUUAGAGUUCUGGGAACGACUGGAGCUGUUCGAACAUAUCGCCCCCUCGUCGGAUCAUCUUCAGCAAGCCCACUAGGCUACACAAUUGACAGACAGGAGAUGACUUGGUACGUUGACACUAGGAAAUGGCGUUUAUUGUUUCACUUGUUGACGGAUGGCACAGUCGUUAAAGGGUCGGCCUUGGAUGUCAGAAAUGCUGUCGAAGACGGAGCGGACAUCAGAGUAGCGUUCAAACUGCCCGACGAUCCCGGAUUCCGGUAUCACAAAGCAGACAAUCUUGCCUUGGGACCCACUCCAAAUGUUGCAGCACAGAUUGUUCGGGCACUGCGAGAUAACCAGACAUCCUGUGAUGAGUUUGAGUUUGACCAAUCACCACAAUGGUCCUUCAAGCUGAUCACUACAACUGGGUUUGUUCUCAAUUCAAACUGGGUUGUUGGAGAACACGUCAACAAAGGUCGCACGAGUGAACGCGCUGAAAUGCAGUGGUUUGCAAGUGUUAAAGGAGCCUAACCACCUCCCAGAAAGAAAAACCAACAAAAAAAACCGCCCGAAAGCACACAAGAAAAAGAAAAACCUCUUCACUGCAGUUUAACGUCGAUAUUGUUUAUUCUUUCCUUUGACUCCAAGAACUGUCCAAGAAAUAUCCACAUUAGAUAUGUUACAUGUAAAUUUCUGAAAUGUUUACAUUUGGUGACUGUGUAUUAAAAUCACGUUGUAUAAUCUAACUGUAUAUGGCUAGCCGUUCCUCGAUGAAUAAAUAAUUGCUUGGG